AUGGCUGCUGCCACGGUCAGCGCGAUGCCCCAGCCCGUCAAGAGAGACCCUUUCCCUGCAGAUGGAACCGUCGUGGGAGGCGUUUCGCAUCGUCCUUUCAGGAUCAGGAGACAGGCAGCAGCCCCAGCAACCCCUCAAGGCAACCAAAUCAUCCCGGUGGUAGUCGGCGGUCCGCAGGACACUUUCGUCCCGAACUUGAUUCAGGCCCAGGUCGGCGAUAUCGUGCAGUUCCAGUUCAGCAACGGCAACCAUACCGUGACACAGAGCGCUGAGGGAGCCGCAUGCCAGCCUCUGCAGGCGACAAACGCCGGCGCCAUUCACAGCGGCCACAUCCCGUACCAGGACGGCCAGGCCAUGGUCGGGACCUUUAACAUGCCCGUCACCAGCACCGCGCCGAUGUUCCUGUACUGCGCCACGGGACCGCAUUGUCAAGAAGGCCAGGUCAUGGUGAUCAACCCCACAUCCGCGACCCAAGUCGUUCAGUACUCCAAGCUAUCGGCGGCUUCACAGAAGAGCGUUGACGGAACCACGGUUGCCGGUGGCGCCGUUGGGCAGAUCCCCCUAGCGAACGCGGCCUUUGUCCCGGCACCGGCGAAAGCGGGCGGCGCCGGUGGUGGCGCGCCUCCUGCCGCUGCCCCUGCCGCACCAGCAGCUCCCGCCGAAUCUGCCACCCCCGCCGAAUCCGCCGCUCCAGCCGCUCCCGCCGAAUCCGCCGCUCCCGCUGCCAACCCUGCCCAAGAUCCUGCUGCUGCUCCCGCCGCCCCUGCGGCGUAG
This is a messenger RNA of Colletotrichum graminicola M1.001, 774 nucleotides long. RefSeq lists its product as uncharacterized. NCBI's taxonomy places the organism in Eukaryota, Fungi, Ascomycota, Sordariomycetes, Glomerellales, Glomerellaceae. The coding region runs from base 1 to 774 and encodes 257 amino acids. The record is from RefSeq and is a predicted model, not a curated record. The transcript has 3 exons.